AUGACGCCCGCUCGUGGAAUCGCCGUGAUCGCGUGCGCGAUAGCCGUUAUCGCGGCGAUUCGCGACUCCGUUGCCAACAGCGAUUCCGUUGCUAACAGCGACGAAGAGGCGAUUCGGUUUUUGCAAACCUACGGAUAUCUGAAUGGUGAUAACGUGCAAACGAUAUCAGAUAACGCGACGUUGGCUCUGAGACACGCGAUUGCGCUUUUUCAGGAGUAUUAUCGUAUACCUGGUGAUGGUGUUCUUAACGAAGCUACAUUGGAACACAUGCGUAAACCGCGAUGCGGUGUCAAAGAUAUAUUACAUGACUUGGACGAUUCUCCGAGGAAAUGGGCGAAGACGCAUCUCACUUGGAACUUUCAUCUGGCGAGCGAGAGCGUUCUACGAGUCACCGAAGUCGCGUUCGAAAUGUGGGCUGCGAAUUCAUCGCUGACGUUCGAGCGCAAUUCAACGAAUCCCGAGAUCGUGAUAUCAUUUCGGAAAGGUUUUCAUACGUUUGUAGAUCCUCGGCAUCAAGGUAGUCGAAUAUGUCCGUCGUUGUUGGACGGACCAGGAAACGUGUUAGCUCACGCUUUUUUACCAUCGUCAGAAGUGUCAGAGGUGCACGUGGAUAGCGCGGAGAAGUGGCACAUCGAGUUAACUGUUAAUCCUGACGAUACGAUUCAUCUGUUGCAUACGUUGACGCACGAGAUCGGUCACGCAUUAGGAUUACAUCACAGUCCUUUAAAAGAUGCGAUAAUGUACGCUUUUGUUCCCUCUAAGACCUUUCCCGUGCGAUUGAGCGAGGCGGAUGUUCUCGCCAUUCAGAAUUUAUACGGUUUAAGAAAUAAGAGUGAAAUUGCGGGACCAGUUACGACGACUAUAGCGACGACCACGAUUGCGACGCGCGAUACAGGGAAUUCCGCGGAUCUGUGCGCGUUGCGACGCGUCGAUACGGUGUUGGUAUUAGAAAAUAGAAUGUAUGUGGCGUAUCGACAUUACUUAUGGUCGAUCGAUCUAAACGGAAAAUCUUACGGUAGGUCGUUGUUACUGACGGACUAUCUGCGUUUUCUUCCCGAUAAUUUUACGCGUUUGGCGGGUGCUUAUCGACGACCUUCGGGCCAACUCGUAUUGUUUGUUGACAAUACGGUUUAUAUGAUAGAAUAUCCGAGUUUUGAGUUAGUACCGAGUUGGCCGAGGAAAUUGAAAGAUAUGAAUCUUUCUCCUAAUGCGAAAAUUAAUGCUGUGAUUAAUACUAACGCGAGACGAACGUUUGCGAUCUACAACGACGAGAUCGUGGCCGAGAUCGACGAUUGCUCGAUGAUAGCCGUCAGGCAUAAUUCGUUGCACGCGAUAUUUCCUGGGAUUCCACCUGCUGUAACAUCCGCCGUUCGAUACAUCGACGGUAAUCUGUACUUUUUUGUUAAACGACAGUUUUUUAAAUAUAACGAAUUUACUAGAAGUGUAACUAUGGCCGGUAAAUUUGAUUCGGAGAUUUUUGGUAUCGUGUGUCCAAAGGACGGAUUGUUAGAGCAAUUGCGCGCUCUUUUGAAAAGACUCGCUCAGAUGAGGAACGUGUUUUCGAGCGAGGACGAUUUAGAAGAGGAGAGGGAGGAGGAAGAGGCACGGAAGUUUUCGCAUAGUGUAUAG
Messenger RNA from Pogonomyrmex barbatus (red harvester ant), 1629 nucleotides. Its product is annotated as neutrophil collagenase-like. Lineage: Eukaryota; Metazoa; Arthropoda; Insecta; Hymenoptera; Formicidae. The record is from RefSeq and is a predicted model, not a curated record. Gene Ontology annotation, biological process: proteolysis; extracellular matrix organization; collagen catabolic process. Gene Ontology annotation, cellular component: extracellular matrix. Gene Ontology annotation, molecular function: metalloendopeptidase activity; zinc ion binding.